AUGAAAUUUUACACUGAUAUAAAGGCUAAUAAUAACGUUGUAAUUUUGUUCGAUAAUAACACUGAGGAAUUUUUAGAAUCUAUCGAAAAAUAUGAACCGAUUGUACAUUAUUUAACAGAUAAAGAGGAAUUACACGAGUCACAUAGUUUAAAUAUUUCUAAACAUCAAAUAUAUUUAAUUGGCAUACACACUGGACGUGAUAAAAGUGGAUUCACUGAUUCGGCUUUUGCUCAACCAAUAGAAUUUAUUCUCAAUAACAGUCCAUUUGAAAUACAUCUUGUUGGUAUAUAA
This is a messenger RNA of Racocetra fulgida, 291 nucleotides long. Lineage: Eukaryota; Fungi; Glomeromycota; Glomeromycetes; Diversisporales; Gigasporaceae. The record is from the annotation of a GenBank genome assembly.